UACACUGGUAGACUGGUGGAGACCAUUCAGCCUUGUAGUUAGUCCUUUUAGUACUAUGAGUGCUUUCUUUUCUAGUUUGCAUUUCUCUUUCUUCAUUCUCUAACCAACUGCUUUCCUUCGUUUGAGUAUACACAAUGCAGCUUUUCAGUCUUUUCAGCUUCUUCACCCUCCCUCUGGCUCUGGUUUCUGCCUUGAGAAUCCCAUCCAGCAGCUUCAACAAGCGUGGUGCCGAACAAAAUGCCACUCUUUACGCAUACGGCACCAAUGCCUCCUCUUGGCCUAUUGCUUACGGCUUGAACGAUGGCCUCCUCUACAUAACCCAAACCCCCGACGACAACACCGCCAACCUCACCCCGGUGAGCUGGAACCUCCCCUCCAUCACCGACGAAAACUGGAUCGUGAAUGGCUCCUUCGUCAACGGCACCUCGGCCGGCUCUCUGUACAUUAAGCCCGAAGACAACUACUGCCUGGGUCUGCUGCCCAUGGCGCGUGCGUCACAGCUGAACGGGACAGUGUCGGGCUUUGCGCUGUUUGCGUCGCAGCUGGUGUUUAAUAAUAAUACGGAUUUGGAGGCGCAGUUUUGGGCGCAGAGUACCGGGACCGAGGGGAUUUAUUCGUUGAUUUGGAAUAUUGGGGGGAAUGUGGCGAGUGGGAGUUUUCCGGUUGUUGUUAAGGCUUCUGAGGAUUAGAUUUUCGCUUAUUGUCGGUUGGGAGAUGGAUGGUGUUUAGGAUGGACUGUUGACGUUGAAAGAGAAUUCAUAUCCCUACUUAGCGUACCAUGGUAUUGUAUACUACUUGAGGACCACCAAACCUCAAGAGUAUUUUAUCGGUAUUCAAUGGCUAACACUUAUACUACUAUGAAAAUACAUCGAUGUCCAAGCCGGCUACUCAUAGCUAGCGAGUCCG
This is a messenger RNA of Aspergillus wentii DTO 134E9, 906 nucleotides long. RefSeq lists its product as uncharacterized. The coding region runs from base 135 to 689 and encodes 184 amino acids. Lineage: Eukaryota; Fungi; Ascomycota; Eurotiomycetes; Eurotiales; Aspergillaceae. The transcript has 2 exons. The record is from RefSeq and is a predicted model, not a curated record.